CCAGGGGAGCCACGAAGACAAUCCGAGCCUGGAAGACAGGCUGGAGAAGUCGGGACUCUGCAGCCCGGAGGAGAGAAGGCUACGAGUGGACCUUACAGUACCUGAAGGGGUCCACAGGAGAGCUGGAGAAGGACUGUUACAAAGGCCUGUAGUGAUAGGACAAUAGGUAAUGGUUUUAGGUUAGCGCAGGUGAGAGAAACUGAGACCAUGGAUGCCCGAUGGCUGGAUUAUCCUGCCUCUGGAGACUUGCCAGAUGAUGAAGACAUUGGCGAGUUCAGGCCUCGCUUAACUUCUGAUGAGUUAGAUAUAGAUGAGACAUCUGGGUCUGGAGACUACUCAGACUCUGAAGAUGCCAUAUACCUGACCACCAUGGAUACUCCUCUGAUAUCUGACAACUAUAUCCCUGGAGAUACUGACAGAAAGAUACAAGGUGAGAAGAAAAACACAAUGGUGGACAAUGAAAUCAUUCCAGACAAAGCUGUACCUGUAGAAGAAAACCUGUCCAACAAGAUCUCCAUGGCAAGCACAGCCAACAGCAGCAUCUUUGAAAGAACAGAAGUUCUUACAGCUCUCAUUGCAGGAGGGGCAGUGGGUCUUCUCUUUGCUGUCUUCCUGAUCCUCCUCUUGGUCUACCGCAUGAAGAAAAAGGAUGAAGGCAGUUAUGACCUUGGAAAGAAACCCAUCUACAAGAAAGCCCCAACAAACGAGUUCUAUGCUUAAAGCUCAGCAGCACCUUGAGCCUCUCAAAGGACAAACAGACUGUAUGGAAACACUGUGCCCUCAGAUGAGAUGUGCUGAACAAAUGCUCUUUUUGGAUUGAAUUUCAAAGUGACUUCGAGAAAAAGCAAACUUCCUACAUGACCCUUUCCAUCUUGCUCAGCUAACAGGGGCCCAAAGUAAUACAAAGAGCCUGGGGGAAAAAAGGCAAGCAAGCAACCAACCCACCCACCCUCGGUGUACUACUUUUUUUUUGCUCCUUUUUAUUUUCCAAAGCUGUCACAAAAAGAAUAAAGAUGCCAAAUUUUUCUGCUUGGUUUUAUAGAGGGUGUAUAAACACAAACCAGACUGUAUGGAAGCAAACACCAUGUGUUGGCACCCAGUGUGGCGUGCUCAGAGUGGCUGCUUCUAGAGAAGAUGGCUGUUGUAUAAACCUUGCUAACGAUGUCUCGCAGCAGGCUGUCGGUGGGAAGCAUUUUUGUGGAGAACUGUUUAUGAAUCUCUCACACUACAGAUAACAUUUUGCCUUAUCAGGGAACCAAAGGCCCAGAGGGGCUCCAAAUCCCUGAAUGCCAUAAAGGGCCUAUGGGAACCUCUUCCCUAGGAGACUUCUGUCUCUUCCUGUUGGCCCCAGGCAAGGGUCAUUAGUCCAUGAAAUCAGGACUGGCCAGCUUUGUUUGGCCAUGACAACACCCUUUCCUUGCCUUCAAUCUCUCUAUUACCUUUUUAUUUUGUAAGGAGUGCUUAUAGGAAUUUUUUUUAUAAGGAAAUUUUAAAGAAAAUACCCUAAUGUUUAUAUAAAAGUUUGUAGAAAGUGUUUUGAAAUGAUAAUAAUAAUAAUAAACCCCCAAACCUCUACCUUUUUUAAUUUCCUCAGAUUUAUUUUUUCAAUCCCUUUGUGUUUCCUUUGGCUGGGCAUUUCUCUAGAGAUGUUUUAUAUGAUUCAUAUUCUAAACUGAAGCAGAGUUGUUGUUUUCUUUUUUUUUUGCUGCAGCCUGUUACAGGUUUCUUCUAGUUCAUAGCAGCUACUGUAGAGGGUAAAGAUAUUUAUGGUUUUCCCGUAACUGUUGUAGGAUUUGAUUAUUUUUUUAAUAGAACUAUUUAUAGUUUCUGACAUGGCUGCUCUUCUCAUUUGGUAGCUUUUUGUCCCUUUUUUAAUGUAAAACACUAAUAUAAUGAGUCUUCUGUGAAAACUAUUUAAGCUUUAUUCUGUGAAUUUUUUUUUAAUUAUAAAUUCAAGGCAAUAACUUUUAGGAUUAAGCUGUAUGCAAAAUUGGAUUCGUAAUAUGAUUGAAGUAGGGGGGGGAAAAGACUAUUUCUAGCCUGUAAUAUAAUCAGUCCUAUAGAGCUAUAUAUUAUAUAUUUUACUGAGAAAUACACAGCUGAGUGAAGAGGCUGGAGUUAAUUCUUCAGCAGCCUUGCUCUGUGCAAGAGGUUUGGUCUUCUGUGCUUCUGUUGGUCCAGGGUUUUGUCUGGCAUGACAGUGGAUUUGUGCUGGGCAAGGCAACUGGGAGCAGCCCAGGGGCUCCUUCAUGUCCCAGGUCCUGGGCUGAGCCUUGGAGCAGGCUGUGGUGGGAGAUGUGCUGGAGCAGAGAUCCCCUUCUGAGGCUACUCUGAAGCAAGCAUUGGAAGCUUGCAGUGCAGAGGAAACUCCUGGGGGUUGGCUGUGCUGGAGCCCCUGUGGUGCUGUGUUGAGUACCUGUCUCUCACAGAAGGCUGCCUUUGGUAGCCAGAAGUCUGCUGCAGUGGCAUCUCCCAGCUGGGAGCACUGAGCAUUCAAAGAUGGCUCAUUCUGAACCUCUUACAGUGAGUCUGUCUUAGUAUGUCACGUGCAGAGCUCCUACCUCUACUGAGAGUGAGACCAAUCCCCCCCAGCACUCCUAGAGUGAAGGGCAACAUGCUUGGCCCAUGCUGCUGUUUCAGGAAGGAUUCGGAGAUACCUUGAGCAAGUUGUGUCUUCCUGCAGCUCUUGGAAUCUGGUGUGGGGGGUAGGCAGCACGAAACCUGAUGGUUGUGAAGGCAGUUCAGAAAUCUCAUUGACUGUCGAACCCUCCUUAGUGAAGCUUUGGUGUAGGAUUGAGGUCAAAUUCAUAGAGGCAUUAGAGCAGAGUUCAGCUUUGGCUGGUGGUGGCGGCUGCCUCUGGGAGCUGAGCAGGCAAAGUGGAGAAGCCAGGGAGCCAUGUAUUGAGACACCAGUGCAAGAGGCCUUUUCUCAAGGGUCCUCCUCCAGGCUGAGUCACUCACUUGGUCUCAGUACAAGUGUGUUUGGGAAAUUGCAGGCUCUGGGAGGCUCCAAAGACUGCAUGGUGUUCACUGCAGAGUGGGAGGGUAAGGGAGGACUUCACAGCCUGUGGGCAGCACUGACAGGAGGGCAGGAGUGGUGUCGGCUUGUUGGGCUAUCUGGAUCCUCUUGUGUAAUUGCUCGUGGGGGUUUUCCACUGUUACGGCUUUAUUUCAUUUUUUCCUCAAAUAAACUGGUACUUUCUAAA
This is a messenger RNA of Pogoniulus pusillus (Red-fronted tinkerbird), 3206 nucleotides long. It is a transcript of the gene SDC4, whose product is annotated as syndecan 4. The transcript is spliced from 5 exons. NCBI's taxonomy places the organism in Eukaryota, Metazoa, Chordata, Aves, Piciformes, Lybiidae. The record is from RefSeq and is a predicted model, not a curated record. Gene Ontology annotation, biological process: cell migration. Gene Ontology annotation, cellular component: membrane; cell surface. The coding region runs from base 208 to 720 and encodes 170 amino acids.